GACUAUCAGCUGUUGAUCCCUCUGCUGACAGUAAAAACAGACAUGCCAGUUGCUUGCUGCCAAUAACAAUGACCAUGACCCUUCAUACCAAAACCUCUGGCGUUGCCCUGCUGCACCAGAUUCAAGGUACUGAACUGGAGACUUUGAGCAGACCUCAGCUGAAGAUUCCCCUGGAUCGGUCGCUCAGUGAGAUGUAUGUGGAGAGCAACAAGACAGGGGUUUUUAACUACCCAGAAGGCACCACUUAUGACUUUGCCACUGCCGCUCCUGUGUACAGCUCUACUAGCCUCAGUUAUGCCCCUGCUUCUGAAUCAUUUGGGUCCAGCAGUCUGGGAGGGUUUCAUUCGCUGAACAAUGUCCCUCCAAGCCCUGUGGUAUUCUUACAAACGGCGCCACAGCUCUCGCCCUUCAUCCAUCACCACAGCCAACAGGUACCCUACUACCUUGAAAACGAUCAGAGCAGCUUUGGGAUGAGAGAAGCUGGCCCCCCAACUUUCUACAGGCCAAGCUCAGAUAACAGGCGACAGGGGAGCAGGGAGAGGAUGUCCAGCACCAGUGAAAAGGGCAGCCUGUCCAUGGAAUCCACCAAGGAAACCCGCUACUGUGCUGUGUGCAAUGACUAUGCUUCAGGCUACCAUUAUGGAGUCUGGUCUUGUGAGGGCUGUAAGGCCUUCUUCAAAAGAAGCAUUCAAGGGCACAAUGACUACAUGUGUCCUGCUACUAACCAGUGCACCAUCGACAAGAACAGGAGAAAGAGCUGUCAGGCCUGUCGGCUGAGAAAGUGCUAUGAAGUUGGAAUGAUGAAAGGUGGGAUCCGAAAAGACCGCAGAGGCGGGCGUAUGCUGAAACACAAACGUCAAAGAGAGGAGCAGGAUGCCAGGAAUGGUGGGACUUCUUCUACUGAGAUGAGAACCCCCACCCUCUGGACAAGUCCUCUUAUGAUUAAGCAUAGCAAGAAGAACAGUCCAGCUUUGUCCCUUACAGCCGAGCAGAUGGUUAGUGCCUUGCUGGAAGCAGAACCACCCAUAGUCUAUUCAGAGUAUGAUCCUAACAGACCUUUCAGUGAAGCCUCCAUCAUGACCCUGUUGACCAACCUUGCAGACAGGGAACUGGUGCACAUGAUCAACUGGGCAAAAAGGGUCCCAGGGUUUGUAGAUUUAACACUCCAUGAUCAGGUACAUCUACUGGAAUGUGCCUGGUUAGAGAUACUGAUGAUUGGCUUAAUCUGGCGUUCAAUGGAACAUCCAGGAAAACUCUUAUUUGCACCUAAUCUAUUACUGGACAGGAAUCAAGGGAAGUGCGUAGAGGGCAUGGUGGAGAUCUUUGACAUGCUGCUGGCCACUGCUGCUCGGUUCCGUGUGAUGAAUCUCCAGGGGGAGGAAUUUGUGUGCCUUAAGUCAAUCAUCUUGCUCAAUUCAGGUGUAUAUACAUUUCUUUCCAGCACCUUGAAAUCUUUGGAAGAGAAGGAGCAUAUUCAUCGUGUUCUGGACAAAAUCACAGAUACAUUGAUUCAUUUAAUGGCCAAGUCAGGUCUCUCUCCAGAUCAGCAACACAGACGACUGGCUCAGCUCCUCCUCAUACUCUCCCACAUCAGGCACAUGAGCAAUAAAGGGAUGGAGCACCUAUACAACAUGAAGUGCAAAAAUGUAGUCCCUCUUUAUGAUUUAUUGCUGGAAAUGCUAGAUGCUCACCGAUUGCAUGCCCCAGCCACCAAAAAUGCUCCCCAGAUGGAAGAAGAGAAUCGGAGCCAGUUGACAACUGCAUCAACUUCAUCACAUUCCUUGCAGUCCUUUUAUGUAAACAGGGAAGAUGAGAAUUUGCAAAAUACAGUAUGAGGGUUCACAUGUUAAAAAAGCCUAUAAGAUUCUGAGAAUCCCAACAGCAUACUACCUAGUUCAUACAUCACUUUAGCUAAAUUGCCACACGUGUAAACACUCCAAUAGGCACCAGUGAUUUCCAGUCUGACUGUUCAUUGAUCACUUGCUAAAAUCCUUAAUGGAAGAGGUUUUGUUAUUACAGAUGGCCUGCAAGGAUGGGAGGCCAACUUAAUUUGAACUGGCUCUUAUUUACCCCAUGCAUUAAUUAGGGUGGGGAUUCCGGUAGCCUUUGUCAGGCCAAGAUUUUGGGCUUUGUUGACCGUUUGCUGGGAAUCAUUUGAGCCUGGGCCUGAGCUGAGUUUGAGUAAUUGAUGUUUCCACUGAAAGGUUGAGUGGCUCCAGGAUGAGCCACAAGGAAGCCCCACUAAAGACUAGUUACACAGUUCAGAUCUUGGUAGAUUCUAGCCUGUCAUAUUCGCACAAAGUACUCCUUUCUGAAAGUAAUAUUGUUUUAAAAUUUCCCUUACUGGCUGACAUCGGCAGAUGUUUCCCCCUUCAAGAAUACAUAGAAUUUAUAUCCAGUUGCGGUUAUAUCAUCCAAUGGCCAUACUGGAUUGAAUGCACUCAAUCUUCUCUGAUCUCAGUCCUGGGGUGGGUAGUACUUUGUUAGGAAGCCAGCUGGGAAACGUGUGCCUUUCUGUGGAUGUGGUGCCAUUGCCUUUAAUAUUAAUAAGUGUUGUCAAACUCUAUUGAACUCACCCAUCCAUUUAUUUUGAGGAAGCUUUAUGGCUUGUAUUAUACAGGAGGUCAGACUAGAUGAUCAAAAUGGUCCCUUUGGGCCUUGGAAUCAUGAAUGUAUGUAAUUUCCACUGAUACUAAUAGGAGUUAAAACCACUUACGAAGGGCAUCUAAUAAAGGGGAAGAUAAACUUUAAUCUUCCCUGUACUGGGUACCGUUAAAAAUUAGGUAUUUACCACCCUUUCUAGUUCAGUUGAUUGCAGUAUCUCACAUUCUAAUUAAACAUUGCAAUAGAUGAUCAUUUCUAAUGGUCUCCACUGCAACAAAAGUAGAACUCCUUGUAUGCUGAUUAACAACUCGCAGUAGGGAAGAACAGACAUAGAGAGGGACAGUACAAGUUUGCGCUGCAAGCCAAGGGCCUAAUAUACCCUCAGGCAUGUGCAUCUUGACUUCAGUGGAAGUUGGUGGGGGUAAGGAGGGAAGGACGGGAAGAGGUAUAUAUCAGAACACAGACUUUUGUUCUAAAUCUGCAGGUAACUACUAGCUGCAUGUGUGGUAUUUUUUUCAGACUCCCUAGGAAGCUAGUGAGCUCUCAACUUGUGAAGCGCUUUCAUCUCAUCUUAAUUUAAUAACCCUCUUGCUAAUGCAGAUCACUAAUUUAGUUUCCAGUAGUCUCAUUUUUUUUGUGACUAUGAUAAAGCACCUGUCUUUGUGCUUAUGCAGAGAAAGCAUUGGUCUUUCUUUGCAAUUCAUUACCCAAAGGCCACUGGGGGCUCCUAAGUAUCUUGUCCAAAAUGUACACAUUUUUAUUUUCAUUUUGUAGCAAUUUUUUUUUGUUGAGAAAAUCUUGGUGUACUGUAUAUUAUGGACAUAAAUAAGCAGAGGUGAAGAUCUGAAUGGGCCAUAGGAAUCUUAUACCUAAGUUUAAAAGACAAAUGUCACCCAGUUGUAGCCCAGAGUUGCCCAUCAAAUAUAGUGUGUUAACAACUUCCAUGUUCUUUGUAAUAAACUAGACAGAGCUCCUCUAAACUUCAAAGUAUCUAAAUUAACGGCUCCUUCUUUGGUUCUCCCAACAAAUAAGCACACUGGGUCAAAUUAAUCCUUGGAUGAAUUUAAAUAAAUGAAUUUGGGCCACGGUUGGCAUCUGGAAACAGAGCGCUGGAUUCUGAUACUUUAGCUGUGGUGAGUAGCACCCUCAGCUGCAAAUUGUCCACUGAAGUCAAUGAGCCUGCAUAUAGAAUAAAGUGCUACCCAACAUAAGGAAGGGUACCAAAGCAUGGCCCAGACUAUUAAAAAUGAUUUGGCAAAUAGGGGUGCACACCAGCAAUUUGGGAUUCUUUGUUAGCCUUGGCCUUUGCAAUAAGACCUCAUUUAGUUCAAAUGUACAUUGUAACAAAAGCAGUGGGAGCCCAAGAGAGAAAAAUAAUGAUUUCCCACAAUACAUACUUUUAACUCGGAGGCAGUGUCUGUGAUUGACAUCAUUAACUUGUUCAAAACUUAAUUUUUUCUUUAAAAAGCACCUUAAAUAAUGUUAUAUAUAAAAGAUGCAUUGCUCACAUAUCAGACAAUUGAAUGUAGCCAUUCAGUAAACCCAGUUGACAAAGUCUAUAAUACAUCAAACAAAAUAUGUUUUCAUAUGCUUUUGAGGUACCAUAUUACAUAUGUAGUUAUUUGUGCCUGAGGCUAACUGAUUGUUAGCUUAUAUGAUGAUUAUAUUUCAUAUAUACUUUUAUAUUUGCAGUAGAUAAGCCAGCACUAACUGCGAUACCUAGUACUGGAUAUGAAAAAGAAAAAUAAUAUCCUGUAGUGACUACAUUUGAGAAGGAAAAAUAUUCAGGGAAGCUAAUUAUGCUUUUACCAAACAAUAAUAGAGCAGAUGAACUUGCUUUGCAUAGCAAACCUGUUGCCAUUCAAAUAACAGUCAUUUCAAGAAGUUCAGGGCACAUGUGAAAGUAGUAAUGUGAACUUGCAGACUGUCUCAGGUAAAACUCCUAUGAAAGACAACAGGAGUGGUUCUGAAGUAAAAAUAAAACAAACAAACAAAACAAGAGCAAUUUCUUGGUGUUUGUGGUGACUUUCCUGAUUUUUCCUUCUUGUACAUUUAAGAGGUUGGUAGAUUAGAAAACAUGUCACUAAGGAAGAAAGAAUGAAUAGCUUACAUUUCUACUGAUAAUGCAAGGUCAGUAUGUUUUGCAGUGGAAGCAGUAGCUCUCAUACUGGAGUCAUGAUCUAUUUCAAUAAUUGAUUACCGCUAUUUUAAUUCUUAAAGAGUUGUGCCAAAAAUGAAACCAAACAUCUAAGAAUUAGAACUGUUUCCACCAAAAUCCUGCCUCCUGGAGUCAAUCUAACUACAGACUUAAAUGGGAACAAGAUAAGUCCCUGUUCUUGCGUGUGUGUGUGUGUGUAUAUAUCUCUAUAUAUAUAUCUAUCUAUAUAUAUAUAAUAUCCUACUUUUAAAACUAGGAUGCAACCCAAUUUAAAACUAGCAGGAUUGUGUGGAUGCAAACACUAAGGUAAUGACAGCAGAAUUAGUGUGAUCAAUUAUUCUACAUUAUGUCAGCUAUUUUGAAAGCUAUUUACAAAUAUAUUACAUCUUUACAAACUGAAUAUUUUUGUAUUUAUGAAGUUAAGGCCAGGUCUUAAUGCAUAGUAUGCGUAGCUAGUACCCAAAAAUAUACCACAAUUUCAGAUUGCCUUCAGUGAUUUAAAUGUUGGGUACCAAAAAUUCAUAUUUCAUUAAAAACCUUUUCUUUCUACUUGCAUUCUCUUUUUUUUAUGUUUUAAUUCAAAUGUAGAUAUUUUUUAUGUCCUAAAGGUUGUUUUCUAAUUGAUUGUUGCCUUUGUGAGGGCACUUCAAAUUUUGCACUGUCUGUAAGAGAUUUUUUUUUUAAAAAAAGCUCAUUUUUUGCAUUCAAAGGUGCCUAAACUUUUAAAGAAAUAUAUGCUGCCAUAUUGCAAUCUCCUCUUCAAUGAGUGCUCUGUAUCCCUGUGCAUCUCCAAUAAGUAAUCUGUUUUCAUUAAACAAUGACCAUCUGAGAGUGAAAAGAAAGAAGUUGCUAGUCACAAAGACUUGCAUUAAAAAGUCACUUUAUGCUCCCUUAUUGUGUGUGUAUAUAUAUAAAAAAGAAGCUUCUUUUGUGCACUACCUAUUUUUUCAUUGUAGAGCCCUUUCUUUAGUACCAGGUUCAAGUGCCAUAAUGUAUUUGUUAGAUUAUUCUGCUGAUGCGUAUACUGUUUUUGACAUCUUCUUGUUUUGUUAAAGUUUUGCUAUGUUACAUGAAACACACAUUAAACCUCUUUUGCACCUUGAAACAAAUGUUACAAAAGACUUAAAAAAAAAUCCAGCAGCAUACUUGACCUGUCCAAGAUUUUCUCAAC
Messenger RNA from Gopherus evgoodei (Goodes thornscrub tortoise), 5933 nucleotides. It is a transcript of the gene ESR1, whose product is annotated as estrogen receptor 1. Lineage: Eukaryota; Metazoa; Chordata; Testudines; Testudinidae. Gene Ontology annotation, biological process: regulation of DNA-templated transcription; steroid hormone receptor signaling pathway. The record is from RefSeq and is a predicted model, not a curated record. Gene Ontology annotation, cellular component: nucleus. The transcript has 8 exons. Gene Ontology annotation, molecular function: DNA-binding transcription factor activity; sequence-specific DNA binding; steroid binding. The coding region runs from base 69 to 1835 and encodes 588 amino acids.